AUGCAGCACUUCCACGGCUUGAAGCCAAGUUUGUGGAACUCUACCUCCAGCUCUGAGCGGAAGAAAGCUUUAAACCGAUUCCCUUCAUUCAAUCUAAACUUGCGUCGACCCAAUCACUCCACGGCACACUGCAACAUUGAGCUUGUUACCCCAAAGGUGAAGGAGCGCACACAGAAUGUGACAGAGAAGGUCACGCAGGUACUGUCUCUUGGUGCUGAUGUCUUGCCGGAGUACAAGCUCCAGGCUCCAGACGUCCACAAUUGGAUCAUGUUGCACUAUAGUCCUUUCAAAGCCAUUUGGGACUGGAUCAUCCUCCUUCUAGUGCUCUACACAGCGGUCUUCACUCCAUACUCUGCUGCUUUCCUCCUCAAUGAGCAGGAGGAGGAGAGGAAACACACCUGUGGUUACACCUGUAACCCUUUAAAUGUAGUAGACAUGAUAGUGGACGUUCUGUUCAUCAUAGACAUUGUGAUUACCUUCAGGACGACGUAUGUGAAUCGUAAUGAUGAGGUGGUGACCCAUCCCAAGCGUAUCGCUAUUCAUUAUAUCAAAGGCUGGUUUCUCAUCGACAUGGUGGCUGCAAUUCCAUUUGAUCUGCUCAUCUUCGGGUCAGGAUCAGAUGAGACGACAGCCACUCUCAUUGGCCUGCUGAAGACAGCCCGUCUGCUGCGGUUGGUCCGUGUGGCCAGAAAAUUAGAUCGAUACUCAGAGUAUGGAGCUGCAGUCCUCUUCUUGCUCAUGUGCACCUUUGUGCUGAUUGCUCAUUGGUUGGCUUGUAUCUGGUAUGCCAUCGGCCAUGUGGAGAGGCCUUACAUGAAGACAGGUUGGCUGGAUAACCUGGCCGAUCAACUGGGGAAGCAUUACAAUGACAGCGAUGCCAACUCAGGACCCUCCAAUCAGGAUAAAUACAUCACUGCACUCUAUUUCACCUUCAGUAGUCUGACCAGUGUGGGCUUUGGGAACGUCUCUCCAAACACCAACUCUGAGAAGAUUUUCUCUAUCUGUGUCAUGCUCAUUGGCUCUCUCAUGUAUGCCAGCAUAUUUGGGAAUGUCUCUGCAAUAAUUCAGAGGCUUUAUUCUGGGACAACACGCUAUCACACUCACUUGCUGCGGGUUAAAGAGUUCAUCCGCUUCCAUCAGAUACCUGGAGAUCUGAGGCAAAAACUGGAGGAAUAUUUCCAACAUGCCUGGUCCUACACCAAUGGCAUUAAUAUGAAUGCAGUAGGUUAUACUUUGUCAUGA
Molecule: messenger RNA, 1242 nt
Organism: Ctenopharyngodon idella (grass carp)
Lineage: Eukaryota; Metazoa; Chordata; Actinopteri; Cypriniformes; Xenocyprididae
Product: potassium voltage-gated channel subfamily H member 6-like
Exons: 6
Coding region: 1-1242 (413 amino acids)
Biological process (GO): potassium ion transmembrane transport; regulation of heart rate by cardiac conduction; regulation of ventricular cardiac muscle cell membrane repolarization
Cellular component (GO): membrane
Molecular function (GO): inward rectifier potassium channel activity
Source: RefSeq, a predicted model, not a curated record